UUAUGGUCGAUGCAUAAUCGUAUUAAAUUUAAGAUCUUAAGUUUUUACUUAAAGUUUGUGACUAGAAUAAUUUACAUUAUUUCUUUUUAAAUACGAUGAGCUAAAUGGUCUUAAAUUGAAGCAAUGAAAAUAGUUUUUAGUAAAUAUUAAAACAUAUGUAAGGAAAAGCUGAUUGCUUAAAAUUUGUUUAUGUUAAAUCUCUAAGCCAAAAUGCUGUGCCACUUAAAAAGAACCCGAGCAAUCACUUCGUUGAAAAGGUUUGUGUCACAACAAACCUCAAGCGACAGCUCUCUUCAGUAUUGUGCAAACGUCGUAAGACAGCAUGAUUAUGAAAAUUAUUUGGCAACUCUUCUUAUGACGAAAGCUAUUCGAUCGCCCGCUUUUGUUAUAAGAGCUUUUAAUGCUGAAGUGGCAAGAGUACAGGAUCAAACAAAAGAUCCUCAGACUGCAGCAAUGAGGCUUCAGUUCUGGCAAGAUUCACUAAACUCUCUCUAUAGUAAUAAUCCAAGUCCUACCAACAUAAACGCAAACCCAAUAACCCAAGAACUUCAUAAGGUUUGCUUAAGUUAUAAACUACCAAAACGAUAUUUGGAAAGAUUAAUUUCAUCACGGAAUGGACUGUUGAAGAUGAAACAUUUUAGCACCUUAGAGGAUGUUGAGAAAUAUGCAGAGAACACUGUUUCAACAAUUUACUACUUACUUCUCUGUGUGGCCGGUGUAACUGAUGUUCAUGCUGAUCAUGCAGCUUCACACUUAGGAAAAGCUCAAGGAAUAGCUAAUAUAUUAAGAUCUGUCCACGUGUUCAGUCAUCAUAAAUCAGUAUCUCUCCCUAUGGAUGUGCUGAUGAAGUACCAAGUAAGUCAAGAAUCUGUUUUAAGAGGAAAGGAUAGUGAGAAUAUAAGGAAUGCUGUUUUUGAAAUAGCAUCACGUGCAAACAGUCAUUUAGAGAAGGGUCGGAGUAUAAACGUACCAAAGAUAACCAAACAAAUGUUUCUGCCAGCGGUAGCCAUUGAAAGAUACCUGAACAAACUUCAAAAAGUAAACUUUGAUGUUUUCAACAAAUCAUUAAUGCUAAGCAGCCCUAUAUUACCAAUUAGCUUAUACUGGAAAAGAAUAUUAAAUAAAUAUUAGAAAAUUUUAUUUAAUUCCAAUUAGUGUUUUUGGUGUAUCUGUCACAGAUAAAUAAUGAUUUUUUUUUUAUUAGUCUUGCCAGUUAAAUAAAAGACCUUGGUAGAAAA
Danaus plexippus (monarch butterfly) is the source of this 1238-nucleotide messenger RNA. RefSeq names its product NADH dehydrogenase (ubiquinone) complex I, assembly factor 6 (gene sicily). Gene Ontology annotation, cellular component: mitochondrion. Bases 211 to 1131 code for a protein of 306 amino acids. Gene Ontology annotation, biological process: biosynthetic process; mitochondrial respiratory chain complex I assembly. The record is from RefSeq and is a predicted model, not a curated record. Lineage: Eukaryota; Metazoa; Arthropoda; Insecta; Lepidoptera; Nymphalidae. The transcript is spliced from 5 exons.